Paramecium octaurelia is the source of this 288-nucleotide messenger RNA. Lineage: Eukaryota; Ciliophora; Oligohymenophorea; Peniculida; Parameciidae. The record is from the annotation of a GenBank genome assembly.
AUGAGUAAAUAAUUUACAAAAACAAAGGAUAUAACAAUAAAUUAAGGAUGUGAUGAUUGUAGAUUAUUUCCAUAAUAAUUUAAUAAACAAAAACAGAUACUAGUCAAUAAGCACGAUCAAUAUGUCAAUAUUAUUAGAAGGACUGAAACGAAUGAAUUUUCAGUUGAGCAAUCUAUUCACUUUAAGACUUAUGUUUUGUUUGGAUAAUUGAGUUAGGAUGGAGAGCAUUUUAUUACUUGGGAUGAUUCAUCUAAAGAAAUAUAAAUUAGGAAAUUUUUAGGAGAAUGA